AUGACUGACGUCAACCUAGAGGCUAAUGCCUCCGUCUCCGCGAAAUCCCCCAUUGAGCGCAAGCCUGUGGGAGGCAUCCCACCCGAGAACACCUCCGCCGAACCGCUCCUACCUCAACGACCAGCUCAAGACACAGACGAGAAGACUGUCGAGGCCGUAAGCUGCGACACUUGUUCGGUACCGCGUAAAGCUGCUUCAUCCAGAAGCAAGUCUCCCCCGUCACCGAUCAAGAUCGACAAGACACAGCCCGAGGACUUUGAGGGCGAGCUUGCGACGAACAACGAUCUCCCAUCAGCUGCGACUCUGAAGAAGAUCGAGAAGUACAUCGUUCUUGACAGACAUGGGAAAUCACACCCUUUCAAGACCCUCUACACUGGAAGCAAUGUCGCACGACGUGUGCUUAUCAUCUUUGUCAGGCACUUCUUCUGUGGCAAUUGCCAGGAAUUCCUUCGCUCUCUAUCCGGAGCCGUAACGCCCGAAGCUCUCCUACGCUUGCCAGUGAGCACAUUUAUCGCCGUUAUCGGAUGUGGCGAUCCUGCUCUUAUCGACAUGUACGUUAACGAGACAGGCUGUCGCUUCCCUGUGUAUACCGACCCGACAAGGUCGAUAUUCGACGCCCUAGGCAUGUCGAAGACGCUCCAGCUGGGCACUAAGCCAGCCUACAUGCGUCGGAGUAUGAUGCAUAGCAUCGUGGGUAGUAUAGUCCAGGGCGUCAAGCAGAUCCCCACUGGAAAUGUUCUCAAGAUGGGUGACCAGCGCCAAGUCGGUGGUGAAUUCCUGUUUGAACCUCGAGAUAUCCUCACACCCGUUUCAACACCACGGAACGAAAUCGCACAACCUAUCAGCGCAUUUGAUGAAGGAGAAGAGAAGGGAGCGGAACAGGAUGGUCAUGGAAACGAGGAGAAGAGAGUAACGUGGUGCCAUCGCAUGAAGACGACGCGCGAUCACGCCGAGAUCCCUGAACUGAUUGAAGUGUUGGGACUGGACCAGAACACAGCCGUUGGGAAGGAUGUGAACCGUGGUUCGAUCACAUCAGCCCGCAAGGGCAAAGGGCAUAGCAUGGCACAAGAGAUCCGAAAGUUGAGCGCCGAGAGAUCUAGAACAUCUAACGAGACAUGA
Fusarium sp. VM40 is the source of this 1119-nucleotide messenger RNA. NCBI's taxonomy places the organism in Eukaryota, Fungi, Ascomycota, Sordariomycetes, Hypocreales, Nectriaceae. The record is from the annotation of a GenBank genome assembly.